Messenger RNA from Penicillium egyptiacum, 780 nucleotides. NCBI's taxonomy places the organism in Eukaryota, Fungi, Ascomycota, Eurotiomycetes, Eurotiales, Aspergillaceae. The record is from the annotation of a GenBank genome assembly.
AUGGAAGCUGGGAAUGGGUGCAAGCUUGUCGUGGGUGUGGACUACGGUACCACCUUCACAGUAGGAAUUUCUUUUGUCCUCAUCCGUGCAGGUGAUCACAUGGGUAACGGAAACAUCCAUUUUGUCAAUCAAUGGCCUCCAGGUAUUCGUAAUAAGACCAGCGGCCCGUCCAUAAUUUCAUACAGGCAGGAUGGAGGUCCACAUCUCUGGGGCUUUGAGGUCAAGCCAGAAAUGCGAUCAUAUGCCUGGACGAAGCUACUAUUGGACAGAAAUCCCCAACGUGAAGAAUUCGACGAUGACCUCCUGGAAGGAGUCACUUGUUCAGAGAUUCUGAAGCUGCCCGGCCAAAAGGAAACCGGAGAAGCUGUGGCAGACUACCUUUCUCGGAUCUACCACCAUAUCCAGCAGCAUAUCCCCAGAGAGGUGGGGCAACUUCGCAAUUACGAAGGGGAUCUAAGUGAGGAUAUCGCAACAUACUAUGUCACAGAUGUUGAUCCGACAGCCUCUCUUGAGCAGAUUACCACAGUUAUGGGAGCUAAAUGCGGUGGAACGACUAUUGACAGUGGGUUCUAUCAACUACUAUCCCAUCGGCUUGAAGGGGCAUUCGAUAGGGUCAUGAGCCAGAUCCGACCCGGAAGCUUGGUCAUGACGAAGUUUGAAACGAUCAAAACAGAGUUCACUGGUGAAGGGGAAAACGGCUGGCACUUUAAUUUCGACUUGAGUGCACCCGAGGCAGAUCGCACAUUUUCCAACCAAAGACGAAGACAUUUUGUUUUUUAA